GAGUAGAAGCAGAAGAAAAAGGAGGAGGAGGGGAGAACAAGAGUUUCUUCCCCCCUCACCAAUCCAACUGUUCUUCGUCGUGCAGUCUGUAACAACAGAUAUUCAGCUUGAGAGGAGGAAACAGCAGAAGCGUUCUUCUCCAUGUUAGAUCAUCUCCAGUCGGCAUGUUUUAGAACUUCAGCACUUGAAAGUAUUCAGUCACAGGAUGGACCACUCAGCUCUCCGAUGCCUCAUCGGCCUAUCCGUCACUCUGCUAACCAGGCACACCGCGAAUGGCACUCCAGUAAUUUUAAAUGACUCUAUGGAGGGUAGUGGGCAGUGGGAAUCUGAGAGCACAGACCCGAUCCCCACACCUAGCAUUUCCUCCUUCCUCAAUGAAUCGGUAAAGACCACCUCCAUAUAUGGAGAAAAACAUACCAAAUCGUUCUUGAAUCAGAUGGUGGACUUCUUACAAGAGAACCACCUUCCCAUAAUUGUCAUUACCACUUUACUUUUUCUCAUCCUCACCAUCCUCUGCUCGGCUGCCAUCUUGAGUCGCCGACGUAAAGUCAGCACCUACUACCCUUGCGCUUUCCCCUCCAAGAUGUACGUGGAUGAGCGAGACAAGACUGGAGGAGUGCGCAUCUUCAACGAAGUCCCGGAGAAAGCCAACACCAGAUCCACUGAGGAGCCGGUGAAUUCAGCCAGGCAGCUCCAGGAGGACAUCAUGCUGGCUACCAAGAACCUCCGAACUCCAGCCAAGGCUCCAUGGAAAGAGAAGAAUGAAACGGCAGAAGAUCAAAAAUCUGCCGAUGACAAGGAAUGUCCUCAGUGCGACAAGAGUCAAGAGAAUGGCUGUGGCCUGCUAGAGGACAAGACCACAAAUCAGUCUGCCAUUGAGGAUUCUGUGGAAAAGAGCAGCCCCAGCAGGUCCCAGGACAGCGUCCCUGCUUGUGACAUGGAAAAGACUGACCCCUCGGACUCUGGGCCCCCUGAAGAGAGCAAACAUCUAUCUGGGCCAGAGAAUUCAGAGAUACAAGAGAACACGAACAAACAGGAAGUUGCUACUUCAGACUCACCAUUUAUCAGUGAAGAGAAAACAGCAUUUUAGUGUGGACAUUUUUAAAGCCUUAAAGGAAACACUUAGACAUAAAUACUGACAAAAGUGUAUUUAUUGGACACAUUGUAAAACUAAAGAAUGCAGUAUGAAGUUUUAUUGAUAUAAUCGGUAGCACUUUAUUUCACAGUCCUGUUCCCAUGUACAUAUGUACUUAUUAUAGUAAUUGCAAUAACUGGGUUAUACCUAGGUACUAACCCUGAACCUACCCCUAAACCCAACCUUAACCCAUGUAAUUAGCUUAUAUUACCCAAUACUUUUUUAGGUAAGUACACGUAAGCGCAUGUACUGUAAAAUAAAGUGCAACCAAAUUAUCAGAUUUCUUUCAGGAAAAUGUAUGGCUUUAACAUUGUUUGUGACUGUUUACUUUGAUGUACCAAAUAUAAAUGUACUCUGCUUAAAAUUAGUAUUUUAAUUUACUUAAAUGUAAAUAUGAACAGAUGCCUUUUGGGCAAGACUUUAACAUAAAAAUGGCAUUUUAAACAUUA
This is a messenger RNA of Rhinichthys klamathensis goyatoka, 1584 nucleotides long. RefSeq names its product transmembrane protein 119b (gene tmem119b). The transcript is spliced from 2 exons. Gene Ontology annotation, cellular component: plasma membrane. The coding region runs from base 206 to 1090 and encodes 294 amino acids. NCBI's taxonomy places the organism in Eukaryota, Metazoa, Chordata, Actinopteri, Cypriniformes, Leuciscidae. The record is from RefSeq and is a predicted model, not a curated record. Gene Ontology annotation, biological process: positive regulation of osteoblast proliferation; positive regulation of osteoblast differentiation; ossification.